Messenger RNA from Neoarius graeffei (lesser salmon catfish), 1356 nucleotides. Its product is annotated as vitamin K-dependent protein C-like. Gene Ontology annotation, cellular component: extracellular region. The transcript is spliced from 9 exons. The record is from RefSeq and is a predicted model, not a curated record. Bases 40 to 1356 code for a protein of 438 amino acids. Gene Ontology annotation, biological process: blood coagulation; proteolysis. Lineage: Eukaryota; Metazoa; Chordata; Actinopteri; Siluriformes; Ariidae. Gene Ontology annotation, molecular function: calcium ion binding; serine-type endopeptidase activity.
CCAUAUAGAUCUUCUCUGAGGAGGAAACAGACUCUCUGUAUGUCCACAGUGACCAUGGCGAGGACACGUUCCCUCUGUUUGGUGUUGAUUUAUCUCUGGGCUGCUUCUGCCGUCUGUAUGUCAGUUUUUUACAGCAGCCCGAAAGCACACAUGCUCCUGCGCUCCAGAAGGGCAAACAGCAUUUUAGAGGAAUUCAAGCCUGGAUCUGUGGAGCGAGAGUGUGUAGAGGAGCAGUGUGACUUCGAGGAAGUUAGAGAGAUCUUCCAAAACAGAGAGGCCGCACUACAGUUCUGGACAGUGUAUGUAGAUGGGGACCAGUGCAUCCCAAAUCCCUGCAAGAACGGAGUUUGUGUGGAUCAGUACCAGAGCUACGUUUGCUCCUGCAACCCUGGUUUUGAAGGGAAAAACUGUCAUCUGGUUGUCACACACACAAACUGUUCGGUGGACAACGGAGGCUGUGAUCAUGACUGCCACGAAAGGGAAAACAACAUAGGACGUUACUGCAGCUGUAUUAAUGGAUACAAACUCCAUGAAGACGUCAAACAGUGUGUUCCAAAAAAUCAGCGGUCUUGUGGGCAAAUUUUGACUUCUAAGCCAUCCUACAGAAUAAAGCCCUUUCAAGGUCUACUACCUUGGAUCACUGGCGGUGAAGUUGGCAGAAAGGGAGAGAGUCCUUGGCAGGCUCUUCUGUUAAAUGCAGGAGGAGAAUUUCACUGUGGUGGUGUCUUGCUUGAUGAAGUGUGGGUUCUCACUACUGCUCACUGUACUGAAGGAUACAGCCGCUUCAGUGUCAGACUGGGUGACUACAAACGUUUCAGUAUCGAAGGAACAGAGGUCACUCUUCCUGUGGUCAAAAUUGUUGCCCAUCCAAAAUUCGAUAGAGAAACGCUGGACAAUGACAUCGCUCUGCUGCGUUUGGAGUCACCUAUAGCAUUCAGCACGUACAUUGUCCCUGCCUGCCUGCCGAGUCAAGACCUGGCUGAACGUGUGCUCCAUGCCAAUGGCACCAUGACGGUGGUGACAGGCUGGGGCAGAAAAAAUGAAGAGACAAUUCCAUACAGCUCAGAUCUCAGAUACAUCAGUGUACCACUGGUGGAGUACUCUGAGUGCGUGAAUUACAUGGUCAACAACCUGACACAGAACUUCCUGUGCGCCGGCAGCAUCGGGAGCGUCAAGGAUGCAUGCAAAGGAGACAGCGGCGGCCCCAUGAUGACGUUAUACCGCAACACAUGGUUCCUCAUCGGCCUUGUAUCCUGGGGUGAGGGCUGUGGCCGCAAGGACAAAUUGGGUAUCUAUACCAAAGUCUCUAGUUAUCUGAAUUGGAUUGAUAGCGUGAAAAAAUCAGCAGUGAUCUAA